Molecule: messenger RNA, 2409 nt
Organism: Panicum virgatum (switchgrass)
Lineage: Eukaryota; Viridiplantae; Streptophyta; Magnoliopsida; Poales; Poaceae
Exons: 18
Coding region: 708-1952 (414 amino acids)
Source: RefSeq, a predicted model, not a curated record
UGGAUAAUUACACUUUUGCAAAUCUCCCCUCCCACCCCUGCGCCCCUCCUCUUGGAUUUUGAUCUGAUGACCCAGAUUGAAGUUUGCAUAGUUUGUACGAAGAGAUUGAUUUGCACCUGAUAUGCUCGCUUUAGUAAAGUGUUGAACUUAGUCGCGUCCCACGUGUUAAACUAAAUACUUUACUGAGAUCAAAAGUGUCUUAAGUAUAAUAUGACUUUUGUAGUUUAGAUUAGGACAGGCAGCUGGCAGUUGGGAAGUCGACUUUCCAAUUAAAACCGGCAAUCACCAGUUAAUUGCUUUCCAAUUAAUGAAAUGGAUGGCCCAGAUUUACCGGACGGUUGAUCGCCUAGCUAGGACGUCUAAUAUGGACUGGGUAACUAAAUUUUAGUCCAUGUUUGAAUUCAUAAACUAAACUUUAGGUGGAAAAUUUUCUAAACACGUAAAUAGGUGAAACUAUACUUUAGUCGGAGUUAGGUGGGAUCUUUAAUUGGGAUGAAAAUUUAGUCCAAAGUUUACUCCAUAGAUCGCGUCAGCGUAAACUCGGUUCCGUCGUCAAACCCUCUGAAACCCCACCCCUUUGUUGCGGGCGCGCCGCCGCCAUCCCUGUCCGAAGCCACCCUCAGACCUGCUGCGCCGGCCGGAGUCCUGCUGCGAUCCUUCUGGUUAUUUCCUUUGAUCUCGUUUGACCGAAAACAUUGGCACCUCCCAUGGCGAAGCUUCCCAAUGGUGUCUGCCCUAGCAGCGGCACACCAAGGUCAAAUGAGGGCAUGAAACUCAUAUUUUCGACGUUUUCUGGCGUCUUGUUGGGUUACCUGUUUGUGAUCUCCUUCCCUGCAGUUAGCCUAACCAACUUUGAUCUCCCUUCCUAUGUUAUCUCCUACAUUGAGGAUCGAAGUGCUGUCAUCACAACCCAAACAAUGUGGAACCAUGCAUUGACAUCUGCAAAUAGUCUUAAGGAAAGUUCUGACCCAAAAUAUGACGAAAUUCCCAAGAUUUAUGUUUCUACAAACCCAAAAGGUGCUGAAAGACUUCCACCAGGCAUUGUUGUGCCUGAAACAGAUCUUUAUCCCCGAAAAUCAUGGGGUGAACAUAGUGAGGAUCUUACUAGCCAGCCGAGAUACCUUGUUACCUUCACAGUUGGCAUCGCACAAAAAGCAAAUAUUGACGCAGCAGUAAAGAAGGUUUCGGAUAACUUCACCAUUAUGCUAUUCCAUUAUGAUGGUCGCACUACCGAAUGGGAUGAAUUUGAAUGGUCCAGAAGAGCCAUCCAUGUUAGUGCUGGGAAACAGACAAAAUGGUGGUUCGCAAAACGGUUUCUUCAUCCAGAUGUUGUCUCUAGUUAUGAGUACAUAUUUAUCUGGGACGAGGAUCUUGGUGUCGAGCAUUUCAAUGCAGAGGCGUACAUUGAGCUUGUCAGGAAGCACGGUUUAGAAAUUUCCCAGCCUGGAUUGGAAUCUGACAAAGAACCAACAUGGCGUAUGACCAAACGACAAAGUGAUCAAGAAGUUCACAAAGAAACGGAGGAGAGACCAGGCUGGUGCACUGAUCCCCAUCUACCACCAUGCGCAGCAUUUGUCGAAAUCAUGGCGACCGUAUUUUCUAGAAAUGCAUGGCGCUGUGUAUGGUACAUGAUUCAGAAUGAUUUGGUCCAUGGGUGGGGUAUGGACCUUGCCCUUAGGAGGUGCGUGGAGCCUGCUCAUGAGAAGAUUGGAGUUGUUGAUGCUCAAUGGGUUGUUCAUCAAGCCAUCCCCUCGCUUGGGAAUCAGGGAGAGGCAGUUAAUGGACGAGCACCAUGGAAAGGGGUAAAUGCGCGCUGCAAUUUGGAAUGGCGGUUGUUCCGCACCAGAUUGGCUGAUGCGGAGAAGGCGUAUUACCUGGAGAAAGGGAUCACACCUCCAAAUUCGACAAGGGAUCUGUACCAACUUGGCGAAGCAAGGUGUGUGCAAAGAUGAGGAAAACAAUUGCUGCCAUGGCUCCUGGAGGCAGACAAUCUAAGAGCGUCAGGUCAAUCCCACCACCAGAUGUUAUUCUUGCAGGUUCAUCAAGGAUACUGAAAAGGCUAAAGACAACAGGAGCACCUGAACAGCAUGUGCCGACAUAUCACCGAUCACAGAAAAUAGUACGGUGGUGACAAUGCUGUGCAGGCAGAAUCGCCAGUAGUUGUAGAAAAUCGUUCAAGUCAUCUAAGAGACUGGUCAUAUGCAUAUGCUGGUAAUGACCUGGACGAAGAUGAGACCGAGCAGAAUACAGACCCCUGGCAGUCGGAUCCCAGAUAUGAUGUACCUACACAAAGAGGUGGCCCGAGAAAGGCGAGGGAAGCAACCAGAGGAGUUAUGCUUGACAGUAUGACCAAAGAUAUAGGGAGAAGGUUGCCCGUAACUGUUGCUGAGGGGAACCUAAGGCCGCAUG